Messenger RNA from Mauremys reevesii (Reeves's turtle), 5934 nucleotides. RefSeq names its product junctional cadherin 5 associated (gene JCAD). The coding region runs from base 403 to 4470 and encodes 1355 amino acids. Gene Ontology annotation, cellular component: adherens junction; ruffle membrane. The transcript is spliced from 7 exons. Gene Ontology annotation, biological process: positive regulation of blood vessel endothelial cell proliferation involved in sprouting angiogenesis. The record is from RefSeq and is a predicted model, not a curated record. NCBI's taxonomy places the organism in Eukaryota, Metazoa, Chordata, Testudines, Geoemydidae.
GCCUGAAUGAUGGAACAAAGCCUUUGUCAGCACUGCUUGCUCUGGACAGAUGACUGUUUUGUCCUGGUCUUAGUCUCUGUGCACCUUACAAGACUGACGAAUUAGGCAAAAUUGGUGCACCCAUCCUUGUUCCCUAUUGUGUGUUUUUAUCAACAAAGUCUACUAUGAGCCCUUCAUCCUCUUCAUCCAGAGAGGAGCCUGUGGACUUGUGGAAUGCUGGGGGAAGCUUACUCACUAGGUCCAGCUACAAAGGAAAGGCAAAGCGUUGACAGAUUUUACCCAUGGAAAGCGGCAUGAACAGCAUGAGAACACGUGCCUCAGUUUGAAAACAUGUUUUCUUUUUGAUGGAUCCUGCUGGAGAGAGCUUUCUCGUGGCACAGCAGUGAGUGAAACCAGCACAACAUGUUCAGUGUGGAGGACCUCCUGAUUUCUCAUGGAUACAAAUUGUCCAAAAAUCCUUCUACUUCAUACGAGAACAGAAAUGAUGGAUACCAGCCUGAGAUUACAGAAAAUAGAACUAGUCGGGGAACGCUGAACGGGUUUGAGACAGACUCUGGAGCCUGCAUUUACAACAAGAAACCACUGGCAAAAGGCAACUUGAGCAGCAGUGAAGGCAGUCAUUGGAGCCAAGGGUGGCAUGCUGGUCCCGGGUACCACCCAGACCUCCGGGGUUUGUCCACUUUUCAUACUUCAGAAGGGGGGUUUUAUGACAGACAUCUGUUAGCAUGGUCUUCGGGGCCCAAGACUGAUAAAGAUCUGGCCUACUGGAGAAGAAGAGGACAAGACUUUAGCGUAUUACUGGGUUACACUGACAAAGGAGACUCUGAAAUGAAAGGAUUGGCACCACCCCAUGAGGUGUACAGACAUGCUAAAGAAAGUCAGCUGGAGGUCGGAGCAGGAACAGAGAGUGUGACAAGAAGUGGCUUGCAGGAGACCUGGAAAGUGCCUGGUGAUUACAAAUGGCAAAGUUUAAGAACAGAAAGCUGGAACCAACCUAAAAAAUUAGGAAGACAAAUGUCUGAUGGUGAUAGAGAGAAACUGCUUCAAGAUCUAUACUCAUUGAGCCUGGGAGACAAUGGACUUAGCUCCCAUAACAAAGGGAAAUCACAAUCAUUGCCAAGAGUUCUUUCACCAGAGACCAUGAAGUGUGUGGAAAUACCCUCCCUGGUGAAUAAUCAUCACUUCCUAAGUGGAACUAAAGCACCCUCGGGUCCCCAAAACAGACUGCCUUUGGAAUUCACAAAACCCAGGGAAACACUUCUUCCUCUGGCCAAGCCCAAGUAUGGCAGACCCCUUAAACCUCCAUCCUAUGAACUGCACCGACAGAUGAGGGCACCUGUAGAAACCAGUGGCUUUCAGGACCACCAGCAAAUAGAUGAGCCCAUUUCAUAUUUAGCCAAAGGUAAUGAGCCGAAGCAAGACAUUUACAUUCCAGACUCUGGUUUAGAGCCCCCUGUCUAUAUACCACCUCCAUCUUACAAGUCCCCACCUCAGCCAAGUGUGAAUCAGUAUUCCUUCAAUGAAGUGCCUAACUAUGACUUGUGCUUUGACAACGGUCAGCAGCAUCCAGUAGAGAGGACCCUCAGCAGCCAUCGACCCUCCACUAGCACAUUGGAAACUGGGGGUGAACACUGCAAAGAUGACCACCUUCCUCAUGGAAAACAAAGCCAUUCCAGGCACACUGAUGACUACCUGAAUUCCAUUCAGUAUAUUCCUUUUGAUGAUCCUCGAAUACGGCAUAUUAAAAUAGCACAUCCCGAGAGCCACCAGAACAACACUAAACACACUGAAAAUACAUGUAGGACCAAUCCUACUGCUUUGCAGGAGAGAACUAUCAAACUCCAAUACAAUAGUGCCUUUUUGGAUCCAUCAAACUUACUAAAUACUGUAAAGGGUGAGAGAACGCCUGACAGCACCACACUUUGCAACAGGUGGGUGGCAGCAUCCAACGGAGAUCAGGAAAACUGGGCCCUGCCUGACCAAAGAGACAGUGGUGACACAGAUAAUCACCCCCUUGAAAAUGAAACUAAUCAGGAGUACACAAAGGGCAACCUUUCUGUAAGAAACCCACAUAUGGAUAGCACCUGUGAGACUGUUACUAGAGUAAAAAAGUUUGAACCUGGAACUGGGAUGCAGAGCAAAAAGAGUUCAAAGAAAAAAAUGAAUGAAACUAUAUUUUGUUUGGUGUCCAUCCCAGUUAAAUCUGAAUCAAAUCUGCCAGAUACUGAUAGGAACAAUAACUUAACACAGACCCCUGAUAAGAAGAAUGAAUUUGAUAACAAUGGAGCUUUGCAAGAACAAAGUCUUUUAAGUAUGUCUUCCACUGACUUGGAGUUACAAGCUCUCACAGGAAGCAUGACCAAUAAAACUGAGUUACAAAAACAAGAGCUGUGGAAACCAGAGGAGUUCAAACAAAUGAAUGACCUCAGAUUUACUCAGCCUACAAAACACAGGGAACUCAAAUACUCUGGCUCUUGGCCAGGCGAUCAGUACAAAGACCAGCAAACACAGACCUGUUUCACUGAAGACCCUAAAAACUCACAAUUUUUCCAUGGUAUAAAACCUGGUGAACCAAAUAAUAAACUGAUGGCUCCAAAAUUCUUAGCCUGUACAACAUCUUUGGUUGGGUCAGAAGAGGCAGGUUUAUCCCCCGAUGACAGAAGAUGUAGGCAGAAUACAUACAAUAUGAAAGGUCAGAUGAACCUCAGUCCAUCCAGCAAUAGUGCAUUUUCAAGGACUGCCACCUCCGUAAUUCAGGUACAUUCACCAAAGGCAUACCAGAGCCAGCCUUAUGGGUCCUGCACAGCCAUGCCUACCCAGGAAAGGGAAACUGGCACAAUUCCCAGGGGUGAUGUGGCCAAGGGCAAAGCAAGUGCUCCCUGCAAGAGUAAAGAACUAUUUGGUCAGUUUCUCUUGAAACCUGUCGGUCGCCGUCCCUGGGAUGCAAUAAGUGAGUUAGAAAGUUUUAACAAGGAGCUCCAAGAACAGGAAGAAAGCACUAGUAGUGAAGAUGGCGCGGAGAGUGAGGGAACAAAGCAGGACUGUGUUCCUACAAAGAUAGGGACCUCCAGAACUGAUGAAUCAACCCAGGAACUCAGACCUUGUAAGCAGCUAAAAACUGGGGUACCAGAAGUUCCUAUAUUUAAACAAGGGAGAGUUAAAAGUAAGUCUGAAAGUUGGAGUACAGAGCUUAAGUCUGAUGAUCCACAUAUCUGUGCUGGAUCACAAAGCUCCUUGAAUGCAAAAGAGAGCAGUAGUUUAAUCAAGCCAGCAGAUGGAAGUGUGAUAACAGAAACAAGGAAGCAGGAAGCCAAGAACAGAACAAACAAACAGGGAGCAAGUUCAGGCCCAGUCAAUAGAGUUUUGUCCAGUAGUCCAAAUAAUGCAAAUCAGAGUAAUCCAUUCAAUCAUGCGGACUUAGAGGAGACAAAAGAAGAUAGAAAUUACAUAGCUAAUAGGUUAGAUUUUGUAAAACGGAACAAAAGCGCAACUCCCAGGAGUGAUAAACCUUUAGAGAGAGGAUCUAUAGUAAGAUUAUCUUUAACUAAUAGAAAUCAAGGUCAUUCUGAGCCAGAUUUGAGGUCUGUGGGACUGGAUAUUGACCCUGAACCAGGUGCUAACAACUCUGAUUUUUCUUCUAAUGCAAAUGCGAUGGAGAUCCCCCAAAAUGAGUCACUGCAGGCAAGAGCUGCAAGGAUUCUGGGUAUAGAGGUAGCAGUGGAGUCUCUAAUUCCUGGGGACAGAACUGGCCUCCACCAACACUCCAGCCCUGCAAAUAGAGGCCAGGAUCCUGAAUUUCCAGUAGGGAGAACAGUACUUGACAAAGUAGAAACAAAAGACAGCUCUUAUGAGGGCAGACGAAAGUGUGGCUGGACAGAAAGUUCUCUCUUUGUUGGAGAGAGAGACUUCCCAUUGUGGACUGGUGAAUACCAGAGCACUGACCAAGAAGCCAGAUCUAAAACUCUGGUAACUGAGCGAGGUUUUGAACAGCGUGCGGGUCUCAACAGGCAAGAUGAGGAUCCAGACCUGCCUUGCAAGUCUGUUACGCAUCAACUUGCUGAAAGAAACGUGAUCAUUCCGAGCUCGGAAAAAAAAGUUAGAAGCACCUCAAAGGUGAUUGAGACGUUACAAGGCAAACUUGCCUCUCCUCCUAGCCGAACAGUUAUGGAUCGUUUGGUGCGAAUGAAAGAGGUUGACUCGGUUUCCCGUAUGCGGCGUCUGAGUAUCAAGAGUGCAGAUUCAGGGGAGGAAGUAGAUGAGGAGAAACCAUCAAGGGUACAAGAGGAGAGAGGAAGCUAUGCGCCACUCAGCAGUAAUGAACUCUCUCGCAAAAUGGUGCACACAGGUGCUGUUUCCAAGCGCAUUAUCUCUCUUGACGAAAAUGGACACGUAACUACGAUAGGCAAGAAGAAGGCUGACCGAGAUUUUUGUUUAGAUAUGUACGAUCCCUCCAGGGUUGAAAGGGUGUGAGCUGAACACAGAUGAGAAUCUAGAGACGUCUGCUCUCCUAAGAAUGUUUUGCUGAUUUUGCUCUGUGUUUUAACACUUGGAAAUUGCCUCCAUUUGUGGUGUUUGAUAUUCUGAUAAAGCCUUUACCACUGCCAGUAGGAAAUUAGGUAUUCACACAUAUCUGCUUUGCGGAGAUCACAGAAAACUCUGACUCUUACUUGGAUACCAUCUGUUUUUUGUAGCAUUAAGACUUAAUGCCUACACUUGGCAAAGAGUUUUUAUCUAAACGAUGUUUAACAGUCUUCAGCUGGGAUGGUAAACUCACUGUGGCUAGGCUUUGGAGCUUAUUCUUCUGUGUGCAUUGAAACACAGGAGAUUAGUAAAAUGCUUUUAAAGGAAUGUGAAUUUAUAAGCUAAACUUCUGAAUCUCUAAAGCCCAAACUCUGCAUAAGUUGAGGAAUCUCUGGCCAUAAGACGUGUGUGUGUGUGUGUGUGUGUGUAGGGGAGGUGGGAGGGAUGCUUUGGAAUGAAUGCAAGACAAGGCGAAUGAAUAUUGAUUUAUUGUGAAAUCAGUUUGGACUUCCACAGUUUGAAUUAAUUUUCAUUAAAUACUUAUUUGCCACAUGUAGAGAAAAUAAAAGCAAAUUCCCCAAACCUCCUAAAAGAUCAAGACUUUUGUAGUACAGUGUACAGAACAUGUAAUUACUGUAGCUGGCAACUAAAUGUUUUGAACCAAUGCAAACAAUACCACUGGCUGUUUUGCACUCAGUAUUAUCUAUUUGUGUUUUGCGGUUUAGAAAUUCUUUAUAUGACACAAUAAUUGCUGGUUAAAAUAGCCCAUUUUAACAAAGUUAACUAUAUUUCUUGUUACAGAAUACUGUCUAUUUUUCUAUGAUGUAAACAAUUGUUAAGUGGCCAGUAUAAAGAAGUAUUAUUAUUAUUAUUAUAUUUUAAGAAGAAUAAUUCUUUUGACAGAAGACAGACCAAGGAGGAGUCACUUAUGUAUCUUAAUGCACAUUCCAUAUGGCCUCAUAUCCAGUACUGCCACUUUCUUUUGUUGGGAAAAGAACAAUCAGUGUAUAUGUAUGUGUGUGGAGUACAGGGUUAAUUUCUACAAUUUUCCACUCAACUGUUGGAUUGUUCUUUUUGGAGCAACUCUUUGGAGAACACAGCUGAGAACCGUCCGUGCUGGUAUUGCUGCCAUAACAUUCCAACGACUGUAAUUACCAAAAAGUGGGGUUGGAGCCCUGUCUCGAUGUCUGUGAGCAGCUCUGAUAAAGUACCUGGGUUUGUUUGUUAAACAGUUUUUAUGCGGUGUGGUUUUGAAUUAGGCUAGUGUAUGAAAAUAAAUAAAUCUGGGUCAAAUUCAUCCUUGGAGCCAGUGGGCAUCACCGAAGGGGGUGGACAGAUUUGGACUGCGUCUUUGUGACAUUCAAAUAUAUGGCUCUUUCAACAAAAAUUAAAGAGUAUAUAAAGAGGCCUGUA